This is a messenger RNA of Solanum pennellii, 504 nucleotides long. Its product is annotated as ribosomal RNA small subunit methyltransferase mra1-like. Gene Ontology annotation, molecular function: rRNA (pseudouridine) methyltransferase activity; rRNA binding. NCBI's taxonomy places the organism in Eukaryota, Viridiplantae, Streptophyta, Magnoliopsida, Solanales, Solanaceae. The record is from RefSeq and is a predicted model, not a curated record. Gene Ontology annotation, biological process: rRNA base methylation. Gene Ontology annotation, cellular component: nucleolus; small-subunit processome. The transcript has 4 exons. The coding region runs from base 1 to 504 and encodes 167 amino acids.
AUGACACGUUUGUUGCUGCGUGAAUGUACUACUGAUGCGGCAAGGGAGAAGAGAAAAAAGAAAGCAGAGAAUUAUGAUAAAGAAGAAGAAAUUGAGGUACCUUUGGAAGAGGAGGAAUCAACAAAAAGAGUGAAGACUGAACACUCUGAGGCAAACACCGAGGCAGCUGAAAGAGUUGUAGAUUUACUAUCUGGCAUUCCUAUUGUUGCAACUGAUCAAUCCAAUAAACCUGGUGUUAUUUUCAUCAUUGAAAGAAUUUCUCCUGAAAUUGCUAAAAUUGAAAAGACGUAUCAACUUCUGAAUUCUGAUGAACACUCCAACAUUCUGAAUAAGAAUGGUCGGUACCCUUCUGAUUAUCGGCCUGAUAUUGGGCAUCAGCAAGAAGUUGAUGGUUCAAACUUCUGUCAACUUUUUGUGGAGAUGGGUGGUGGAAUGUUCUGGUCAGGUAUUGAGUCCGCUAGUGAAAGUAUGUCGAAUACAAACAUGGAAAGGGAUAUCUGGUAG